CAAAUCCACCGUUCUUUGGAGCCUCAUCUCCUCCAUCCAUGGACCCGAGACGGCUGGCCUCCAUCAUAGCCAUCUUGUGGUUAACGCCCACCAUCGCCUCCGGAGAAGACUGCCGCCCUUCUUCUUGCGGAGAUCUCCGGAACAUAAGCUACCCCUUUAGCCUGACCACCGAUCCUCCCACCUGCGGCGAUUCCCAGCACCAACUCAGCUGUGAGCAGAACCGAGCCGUCUUGGACCUGUACUCGACCAAGUGCUACGUGGAGGAGAUCUUCUACGAGGACCAGUUGGCCCGCGUCGUCGUCGCUGACCCCGAUUACUCGAGCUGCUCCCCGCGGUCUCUACCCUUCCUGCCUCCGGGGAAAUUGAUGGAUAAUGGUCCCUACUAUCUAGAGAACUACACCAGCGUCACUUUCGUAACUUGCCCGGCAUCAUCGGUGGACGAUCCUUCGUUAUAUAUCCCCAUCGCUUCUUGCGUCGAUAACUCUUCCUCCUCCAAAGAGUACUUGUAUGCGCUGGCGGGGGAAGCAACGGUGGCAGAUCUUCGGAAGAGCUGCGCUAUCGCCGGGACGGUGCCGGUGGCGGGCACGCUUCGGAAUCACACGCAGGCUGCGGUUCACGACGUGUUGCUGGGAGGGUUUUACAUCUCGUGGACAAGUUUUACAGGACCACGUGACUAUACAUAUUUUUUCUGGCCCACUGGCUUUUUCCGUUGGAGGUGGAGGCAGGAUUGGGGCGUUCCUGAUAUUCCAUGCAAAAGUACACGCCACCCCGUUCGCUGUUACUUCCAACAUAAAAUGCUCAUUAUAGGAGCUGCUUUAUUCUCGUGCCUUUACGUUGAAGGAGUUGUUAUCAUACCAGGACGAACAAUCAUUGGGAUAUCAUGCUUGAUGGUCUACCUUGUGUACAAAUUACGAAGGAAGCAUAGAUCAAUGGACAGCAGAAUCGAAGAUUUCUUGAAUGACUACAGGAAUUCCAUGCCCAUCCGGUACUCUUAUCGGCAUAUCAAGAAGAUGACCGAUCAAUUUAAAGAAAAAUUGGGCCAAGGAGGUUAUGGUUCUGUGUUCAAGGGAAAGCUUACGACGAGCCGUCCAGUGGCAAUUAAGAUUUUGGAGAAGGCCAAAGGAAAUGGGCAGGAUUUUAUCAAUGAAGUGUCUACCAUUGGAAGGAUUCAUCACACCAAUGUGGUGCAACUCAUUGGUUUUUGCUUUGAUGGUUCGAACAGAGCUUUAGUUUAUGAAUUCAUGUCCAAUGGAUCGCUAGAUAAGUAUAUAUAUUCCCAAGAAGGAAAGACUGAGACUUUGAGUUGGGAGAAGAUGCAGGAUAUAGCACUUGGAAUAGCUCGAGGGAUUGAAUAUCUUCAUCGAGGUUGUGACAUGCAAAUUUUACAUUUUGAUAUCAAGCCUCACAACAUCCUUUUGGAUGAUAAGUUCAACCCCAAAGUAUCUGACUUUGGAUUAGCAAAACUCCAUCCUAUGGAAGAGAGUAGGGUUUCGGUAACUGCUGCAAGAGGAACCAUAGGAUACAUGGCCCCUGAGCUAUUCUACAAAAGGGUAGGUGAAGUCUCUUACAAGUCCGAUGUUUAUAGUUUUGGGAUGUUAUUGAUGGAAAUGGCAGGCAGAAGGAAGAAUCUAAACCCACAUGCUCCACGAAGCAGCCAAAUCUACUUCCCCUCAUGGAUUUAUGACCAGCUUGAUCAAGGAAGAGACUUGGAAAUGGAGGAUGCCACUGAUGAUGAAAAGGAAAUUGCAAAGAAACUCCUAAUGAUAGCACUACGGUGUAUACAAAUGAAUCCGGCAGAGAGACCAUCUAUGAGCCAAGUUGUAGAAAUGUUAGAAAACAAAAUGGAGGAUUUGCAAAUGCCAUCAAAGCCUUUUCUAUCAUCUCUAGGCAAGGUGUUCAAGGAUGAUCAUGCAAUCGACAUGGAAUCCUCAGAAUCGUUAUGUGAGCCUGGAAGCAAUACAAACAAUAGAUCAAAUGAUGAGAUAAUCUCUUGCUCUUCCAAAUAAUAAAGUAAGGGAAGGUGUCUAAUAAGGAUAUCUCAGUGUUCUUGUGGUCGUCUAAUAGAACAGUUGAAUAUUGGAUGUCUUAGGAGGGGCUUCCUGUCAUCUGUGUACUCUAAAUAAGGUGGAUGUUAUGAACUUGUAUGUUGCUAUCACUGUGAACUUUAUCUGUGUACUCUGAAUAAUGAUAUUAUGAACUUGUAUGUUGUUAUCCCUGUGAACUUUGUUUACUAAAGUUGAAUAAAAUGUUGACAAAAUGAAAUGAAA
Molecule: messenger RNA, 2267 nt
Organism: Phoenix dactylifera (date palm)
Lineage: Eukaryota; Viridiplantae; Streptophyta; Magnoliopsida; Arecales; Arecaceae
Product: rust resistance kinase Lr10-like
Biological process (GO): protein phosphorylation
Molecular function (GO): polysaccharide binding; ATP binding; protein kinase activity
Source: RefSeq, a predicted model, not a curated record